Messenger RNA from Mytilus trossulus (common blue mussel), 1080 nucleotides. RefSeq names its product isatin hydrolase-like. Gene Ontology annotation, molecular function: arylformamidase activity. Lineage: Eukaryota; Metazoa; Mollusca; Bivalvia; Mytilida; Mytilidae. Bases 100 to 954 code for a protein of 284 amino acids. The transcript has 2 exons. The record is from RefSeq and is a predicted model, not a curated record.
CAUUGACGUUGUUAUGUAAUUAAUUAUGGACGCUAAUAUACAUGUAAUAUUGAAAACAAUUAACACAACAUACUAUUUAUAGUCUACACAAGAUGAUGUAUGUUUCAUACAAUGAAAAUGCAUUGGACAACUAAGACUGUGUUUCUUGUUUUAUUUAUAUGUUCAGUAGACGGAAUUAAUGCCGCACCAUCUUCAAGCUGCUCUGAUAUUCGUGUAGUGGACCUAUCUCACGUGCAUGGACCAAAACCUCUGACGGCUCCAUUCUUUCCACCGUACAGUUUUGAAAUUGUAAAUAGAUCUAUCAGCGAGGCACUUGGCGGUAACUGGUUUGAGACUAACUAUAUUAGAACAUCUGAACACAGUGGAACUCACGUCGAUGCCCCUUCUCACUUCUACAGAAACAAAAAACGUAUGCACGAGAUUCCAUUAGACAAAUUAUAUGGACCAGGAGUUAUCAUAGAUAUCAGGAGACAGGUCUCGGGAAACGUGAAUUACAGAGUAAAAGUAUCGGACAUAAAACGAUGGGAAGCAACUCAUGGCCGAAUACCGAAAGGAGCAGUCGUUCUGUUUAAUUCCGGAUGGUCUAGUAGAUACCCAGAUCCAUUUAAAGUAUUCAAUACUCAAAACACUUCUGAUGUUUCUUCUUACGAGUUUCCAUCUUAUGAAUUCAAAGCAAUUACAUUUUUAGCGAAAUUUCGAUCUGUAAACAUCGUUGGAAGUGACACUCCGUCUAUUGGCGACUCACCACCGGGUAAAGUUGAUUUGUCCAAUUUCACAUUUCUAUUUCAAAGAAACAUACCUGUGGUACUGAAUGUUGCUAAUCUGGACAGACUACCACUUUCAGGAUCGACAAUAUUUGUUCCUGCUAUCAACAUAUAUGAUGGAAGUGGUGCUCCUGCCAGAAUUUUUGCAACAGUUCCAGCGUCCAAAAUGAUAAAGAAAUAUUAUGGUUAAACUUAUAAUAUUUCGUAUUGGUCUAUUGUAUUGUUAAUUACUGCUAUAUAUAAACAGUUCAAGCGUCACAAUGAAAAAAAAGAUAUUAGAUUAGACGUCAUGAUUAACAUUAAAAUUUGUAUCAUG